AUGGAUGAACCCUCCACCUCCAGCUUGAGCCUGAUGUGGUGCCUGGAGCAACUCCAAGCUGAGCAGUUAGGACAGUUCAAGGAGCUCCUCACCAGGAAUUCUGAGGAGCAUGGUCUUGAGACGAUUCCCGGGAACGAAGUCAGUGGGGCCUCCAAGGGCGAGCUGGCCCUGCUGCUGGAGAAGUGCUACCCAAGCCAUCAGGUGUGGGAGCUGACAAUGAGCGUACUCCAACAGCUCAACCGGACAGACAUCUGCAUGAUGGUGGAGGAGGAGCUGAGGAGGAGAUCAGAGGCACACAAAGCCCAGAUGAGGGAGAAGUUCGAGUUGAUCUGGACCCAGGAGACCUGCCUCCCAAUCCCGGAUUGGCACUACAAACAUUCUGUGGAGAAGGAUUGCAAUGCACUGCUCGCGGCCGUUGGCCACUUCCCGGGGCCCUGCACUGUGGUUGUAACCGGCCGCGAGGGAGCCGGCAAAACCACCCUCCUGAGAAGAAUCACGCUGGAGUGGGCCAAGGGAACCAUCUGGAACAACGUGUUCACACAUGUCUUCUUCAUCCAUGUCUUUGAAUUGAAUGGCCUGGAGGAGACCAGCCUGCUGGAGCUGCUUUCGGGAGACUGGCCCCUGGAAGCCGAGGCCCUCGAAGAUAUCUUCUUCAGGCCAGACAAAGUGCUCUUCAUCUUGGAUGGCUUUGAGCAGCUCAAGUUUGACCUGAAGCUCAGGACAGACGCAUGCGGUGACUGGAGGCGGCGAUGGCCUACGGCCGUGCUCCUGAGCAGCCUGCUGCAGAAAACCAUGCUUCCAGAAUGCUCGCUGCUGCUGGGCUUCGGAGAGCAGAGCAUGGCCAGGCACGGCUCCCUGUUGCAGCAUCCGAUCCAGCUGCGGCUCCUGCCGCUCACAGACAUCCACAGAGAGCAGUACUUCUCCCACUUCUUUGAGGACAGGGACCAGGGCAGUCGGGCCUUACUCUUUGUGAGGAGCAGUCGGCCUUUCUGGAUCAUCUGCAACAACCCCUUAACCACCUGGCUGGUAUGUACUGCUCUGAAGUGGCAGAUGGAGCGCGGAACAAACCUGCAAUUCUACCCUCAAUCGUGUGCCUACCUGUACUCGAGCUUCUUGAGCUCGGCCCUCCAGACAGCAGAGGCAGCCGGAGUCCCACCGAAAACGAACAGAGCGCGCCUCAAGGGGCUGUGCAGGCUGGCCGCAGAAGGCAUGUGGACUCAGACGUAUGUGUACAGCCGGGCAGACAUGAUAUGGCACGGGGUCUCUGAGGAGGACAUGGCCAUGUGGUUGAGGCUGAAGUUCCUGCGGCCCAGAGGGGAGCGCUUCACGUUCAACAACAGGUCCCUGCAAAGUUACUGUGCUGCUCUGUUCUACUUCCUCAGGCAGCCCAGAGACCCACCCGUGGGCAACAUCGGCACAGUGCCCCACCUGGUGGCGGCGAGUAUGGGGCGUGCACACACGAACCUGUACCUCACAGGGAUGUUGCUUUUGGACCUCUCGGUCCGGGAGAUCCUCGGCUGGCUGGAGUCCUGCCUGGGCUUCCCGCUGUCCAAGGCCAUCAGGACGGAGAUCCUGGAGACCCUGAGGCGCCUGAGCGCAGUAGCUGCCCAAGACAUCAGUUACCUGGAGCUGUUCUUGGCACUGUUCGAAAGCCAGGAUGAGCAGUUUGUCCUCAGGGUGAUGAGUUUCUUCGAGGACCUCUUCCUCAACAUCCAAAACACUGACGAGAUGGUCAUCGCGUCCUUCUGCCUGAGGUAUUGCCGCAACCUGAAAACGAUGCAGCUGUGCGUUAACAACGUGUUCCCCUACCACAAGACGGACUUCAGUGAAGCGGAAACCAUCCAAUACUGGAAGGAAUUUUGCACAGCAUUCCAGGGAGAAAAGUUCCAGGUGCUGAAACUGGACAGCAGCACGCUCGACCACGUGUCCCUGUCAGUCCUGUUCAAAGCCGUGGCCCAGCCCACGUGCCGACUCAACAGCCUGUCGUGUAAUUUUGUCAAUAACUUCGGACUCGGGUUGGAGUUCUGUAAGGCGGUGCUUCACAGCUCCCACCUCCGAUACCUGAGCCUGUACGGCACCAGCCUCUGCCACGCGGCCGUCUACUUCCUGUGUGAGGCACUGAGGGCCCCGUCCUGCCGAGUGGAUGUGCUCAUACUGGGCAAGUGUGACAUUCAAAGCCAAGCUUGUACAGACAUCAGCUCCCUGCUCAGCUACAACACUAGGCUCAAGUGCCUCUCCCUGAUGGAAAACGCACUGAACAACGAGGGAGCGACCACGCUGUGCAGGAACCUGGGGAAGCGCCAGUGCGCCCUGCAGAGGCUCAUAUUAAACUUCUGCUGCAUCACCACCGCGUCUUGUAACGCCGUUGCCGAAGCCCUCGUGUAUACCACGACGCUGUGCAUUCUGGACCUGGGUUCCAACAUGCUGGGUGACGAAGGGGUGGCGAUCGUCUGUGAGGCCCUGAAGCAAUCAAGCUGCAGACUGCAGGAACUAUGGCUGACGAGCUGUUACCUCACUCCGGCUUGCUGCCAGCACCUUGCUGCUGUUCUCAUGUUCAGUGAAAAUCUCAAGACCCUGAAACUUGGCAACAAUAGUAUCCAAGAUGGCGGCGUCAAAGUCUUGUGCAAAGCCCUGAAACAGCCCAACUGCCACUUGCAGCGCCUUGGCCUGGAGAUGUGUCAGCUCACCGGCGCCUGCGUGGAAGACCUGGCCAUGGUCCUCGCAACCUGCAGGACCCUGCAUAGCUUGAACCUCGUCGGGAUCACGCUGGACUGUGAGGAAGUGAGGGCGCUGUGUAUGGCCUUGGCCCAGCCCAAGUGUGUGUUGCGCGUGCUCGGGCUGGACAAAGAUGUGUAUGAUGAGGAGUCGCAGGUGAUGCUGUCACAGGUACAGGCCAGAGUCCCCCGCCUGGCCAUUGUCCAUGAGCCCUGGCUCGAAGAGGAGCGCCAGAUCCAGGGUGUGGUCCCCGUGGGGGCCUCGCUGACCUAG
This is a messenger RNA of Ochotona princeps (American pika), 2988 nucleotides long. Its product is annotated as NACHT, LRR and PYD domains-containing protein 9. The record is from RefSeq and is a predicted model, not a curated record. Gene Ontology annotation, biological process: regulation of inflammatory response. The transcript is spliced from 9 exons. Gene Ontology annotation, cellular component: cytoplasm. NCBI's taxonomy places the organism in Eukaryota, Metazoa, Chordata, Mammalia, Lagomorpha, Ochotonidae. Bases 1 to 2988 code for a protein of 995 amino acids. Gene Ontology annotation, molecular function: protein binding.